This is a messenger RNA of Cylas formicarius (sweet potato weevil), 2608 nucleotides long. Its product is annotated as tetratricopeptide repeat protein 27. Bases 1 to 2475 code for a protein of 824 amino acids. The record is from RefSeq and is a predicted model, not a curated record. NCBI's taxonomy places the organism in Eukaryota, Metazoa, Arthropoda, Insecta, Coleoptera, Brentidae. Gene Ontology annotation, molecular function: protein binding. The transcript is spliced from 3 exons.
AUGACCAAGAUCGCUCGUACGCGAUCCGUGCAAACGUCUGUGGUUUUUUUGAUUUUGCAUGCGGUUUAUCGUAGGCACCCUUUCCUCAAGUUUUGUCGAAGAAAAUGUAAGUCGGUGGCGCGCAGGAUGGCGAAUUCACUGGACUUGUUCCGCGAGUACUUGUUAAUCUUGAAAAAGCCGCAGGCGGGGCACUCGGACGAGGAGGACUAUCGGGGCUCGUUCGACGUCGACGGCUACGUGCGGCGCGCCGAAACGUGGAAGAUUUUCACCGAUGCUGCUUUCGACGUGGUCGCGCUUAAGGCCUACUUCAAUUCCAAGACGGAUAGCGAACGGUCGGACAUUUUCAAGUUCGGUGUCGCUUGUUUGAUAAGUUUCGUCCAGGCUAAUUUUACGGGGCCGCCGUUCGAUGCUAAAACCGAAGAGUACCUCGGCGGAACGACGUUCGCGGCCGUCGAUUACGCGAAGAUGCUGUCGAUGAAUAACGAGGACAUCAAUUGCAACGCGAAGCACCCCGUGUUGCUGGUCACCGCGAAAAUCGUGUUCGAAUGGUGCAUAGUGCAAAGUGUGGUCAACAUUUGGUGGUAUUGGCGCGCGUUGUACCUGCACCAGCAGAUCCUCGAGGAGUUGAGCCCCACGUUGCUGUCGGACGCGGACAGGUUGUACAAACUGCUCCAGGUGAAUUUCGCGGUGCAAGACAGCACGAAAGUGGCGUUGGACAUAGAGGUGGCGCAGCUCUACCUCUUGUUCAGGCAGCUGCCCAAAGCGAAAGAGCACAUAAUGCUCGCCACCGGCACUCUGAGACUGAAGUACGAUUACGUUGGGGCUUUGGGGAAGCGUACGCGGUUCCAAGAGAAGGAGGUGCCGCAGCUGUUGCUGAAAUCGCUCAGCAUCGGCUCGGAGGAGCGCGAGCUCGACGAUUACGAGGUCGACGACGAGGUGCUACCGAAAAAUUUGCCUCUGAACGACGAGGUGCUGCUCGAGGACGUCAGUUUCGCGAACGGUGUCGUUACAGAGUGCGCGGUUUUGCCGAAUCUGGCCCAGAAACUCCUGCUGACCGUCGUACAGGAGAUGCUCGUGUCGAAGCCCCAGGACGAGCUGCACGCGGAAGAGUUGCAGCCGAUCAUACAGUCGGUGCUAGCGCAGAGGAACUCGUUUUGCGUGCGGGUCGUCGCCCUGUUGUUGCGCUGCAAGUUGGAGAGCAAAAACCGCAGGACCGUAGAAAGGGCGCUGACGCAAUGCGAGGAGGUGCUGCACGCGUUCCGUCGCGAAAAGCCGGACGUAUUCGACCGCGCCGUCGACGUCUUCGGCUGCGGCGUGCAGCCCAUCUGGAAGGUGGAGAACCAGUACGCCGACCUGCUGCUCCUCCUGGGUCUGGUCAAGAACGCGCUCGAAGUUUACCUGCGUUGCCAGCUGUGGGAGGACGUGAUCGUCUGCUACACGAUCCUUCAGCUGAAGCACAAAGCUGCCGAGGUGGUGCGGAAACAGCUCGAACUGAAGCCGACGGUGAAGCUGUGGUGUCUUCUCGGCGACACCACCGACGACGUGACGUGCUACGAGAGGGCGUGGGAACUAUCGAAACGACGCAGCCACCGCGCCCAACGCCACUGGGGCCUCUACCUUUACCUGCACAAGGAGUACGAGGAGUGCAUCCCGCAUUUCGAGAAGUCGGUGAGCAUCAAUCCCCUGCAGAGCAACGUGUGGUUCCGGCUGGGGUACGCCGCCCUCCAGACGGAGAACUGGCAAACGGCGGCGACCGCCUACAAACGGUACACGACCCUCGAGCCCGACGGCUACGAGGCCUGGAACAACCUCGCCCAGGCCUAUCUCAAGUUGGGCAACAAGAGGAGCGCCCACCAGGCACUCCUCGAAGCGGUCCGAUGCAAUUUCGAGCACUGGAAGGUGUGGGAAAAUUUCCUCGAGGUUAGUUCGGACAUCUCGAUGUACUCGGACGUGAUCCGGGCGUACCAUCGCCUCCUCGACCUCAAAGAGAAGUACCUGAACGUGCGCGUGCUCGUCGAUCUAGUCUACGACAUGAUCGACCACACGAUCGACUACGAGGGCCUGCUGGCGUCCCGAUUCCUGCCGAAGACGCGGGAACUGCUCGGACGCGUGCUAUCGAUCUACCCCGCGGAGGCGGAACUGUGGGACCUGUACGCGAAGGUCGCGCCGACCACCAUCCUCAAGGCGCAACGGUACCAGCGCGCGUACAAGGCCUACACGUCGAACGCGAACUGGGUCAAAGACCUGAAGACGUGCCGCGAAGUGAUCUACGUGUGCUUCAAGCUCGCGGAGAUCGCGAUCCUGCCCGAGAUGGACACCAAGAACACCCUCGUCAACUCCAUCAAGCUCAACAUCAGUUCGGCGAUGGCGGCGCUCAAGAAGCAGGACCUCGAGGACACGCGCGAAUGCGUCGAGAAACUGUCUAGCCGGCUCGAGCCCAUUGUCGAGAAACUGAAGAACUGGAACGCCAAGUAGGGGUGUGUGGGAAGCGGUUUCCUUCAUUUUACUUUAUUUUUUUGUUGAACGAGAGAUUUUUUCCUUUAUGUUGAUCACUGAUGAUUAAUAAAAAGUUGUCGUUUUUCUAUAAUCUUGCCGUUUUACAUUGCCU